AUGAUUAAAUCAAUCUUCUUCACCAUUACUUUUGUCUUCCUUCUCUCCCUCCCCACCCUAUCCCGCUCCCAACGCUGCAACAAAGAUGACGAAAAAGUCCUCUUCAAAAUCAAGAAAUCCUUCGGAAAUCCCUACCAUUUGGCCUCUUGGCAGAAGACUUUAGAUUGCUGUAAAUGGUACAAUGUGGAAUGCGAUGCAAACACCAGCCGUAUCAUCUCCCUCACCAUCUUCUCCGGCAACAUCUCCGGCCAAAUCCCAGAUGAAGUCGGCGAUCUCCCCUAUCUCCAAACCUUGGUGUUACGAAAACUCACUAACCUCACCGGAGAAAUCCCGUCGGCCAUUACUAAACUCACCCACCUCACCAUGCUCAGACUUAGCUGGACUAAUCUAUCAGGUCCCGUCCCUUCGUUCCUUAGCAAGCUCACAAACUUAAAUUUCCUCGAUUUGGCAUUCAAUGAUCUCACCGGAUCUAUCCCGCCGGAGCUUGCAACGCUGAAGAACUUAAACGCCAUACACCUGGACAGGAAUAAACUCACUGGAGUCAUCCCUGAAUCAUUUGGGACAUUCACCGGAAACGUCCCUGACCUUUACCUGUCACAUAACCAGCUCACCGGAACAAUACCCAAAUCAUUAGGCUACUUAAAUUUCUCGACGAUCGAUUUUUCAAGAAACCAACUCACAGGUGACAUAAGCAUGUUUUUUGGAACAAACAAGACGAUUCAAACAGCUGACUUUUCGAGGAACAGCUUCCAGUUUAACAUCUCGGAGGUAGAGUUUCCUGCUAGCUUGACGUCGUUGGAUCUGAAUCACAACAAGAUUUAUGGGAGUCUUCCGGCGAUGUUAACGGGAUUAAAUUUUCAGUACUUUAACGUGAGUUACAAUAGGAUGUGUGGACAGAUACCUCAAGGUGGUGACUUGCAGACGUUUGAAAACACGUCGUAUUUUCAUAACCGGUGCUUGUGUGGAUCGCCGUUGCCGGCGUGCGCCUGA
Messenger RNA from Lactuca virosa, 990 nucleotides. Lineage: Eukaryota; Viridiplantae; Streptophyta; Magnoliopsida; Asterales; Asteraceae. The record is from the annotation of a GenBank genome assembly.